Messenger RNA from Strongyloides ratti, 3264 nucleotides. Its product is annotated as Rho GTPase-activating protein 100F. Bases 1 to 3264 code for a protein of 1087 amino acids. Gene Ontology annotation, molecular function: protein binding. The transcript has 5 exons. Gene Ontology annotation, biological process: signal transduction. NCBI's taxonomy places the organism in Eukaryota, Metazoa, Nematoda, Chromadorea, Rhabditida, Strongyloididae. The record is from RefSeq and is a predicted model, not a curated record.
AUGCAGUGGAGUGGGAACCCAAAAAAACCUUAUGGAGGCUUUCAAUCUAAAGCUGAUCCUUAUAAAGUAUCGGAACGUUAUUCCGGAAUACCAGAGGAAGUGUUUCAACAAAUACGUCAAGUUGACCAACAAACAUCAACAUUAACUUCUCAAGGGAUUAUUGGAUUUUCUGCUAGAAUAUUAGAUAAAUCUGAAUAUCGAUUAAAACAAGGAAGUAAUGAAAUAAUAAUAGUACAACUUGUUGAAAUCAUAAAAAAACCUGGGCAAACUUUAGGUUUAUAUUUACGUGAAGGUAAUGGAAUGGAUAGAUCAACAGGUGUUUUUGCAUCAAGAUUCGGUGAAAAUUCAGAAUUAGAAAAGUACGGUGAUAUAAUUAGAUCUGGUGAUGAAAUAUUAUCUGUUAAUAAUGUAGAUGUAUCACAAAUGAGUAUUGAUGAUGUUGUUUUAAUAUUAUCAAUACCACGUCGAUUAUUAUUAAGGAUACGUUAUUUAAAAAAUAGGCGUCAAGAAAUAUCAAAUAAAGAACAUCGUGAACAACCUGUUGUUGUUUUUCAAAAACUAGAAGAUCAAAAAGACUCAGGAUUAGCAUCCCAAACUUUAUUAAAUAAACCAACGUCAACCGCAAGUACAUGGCUUGGUAAACAAGCACGUCAAGUUAAAAGACAAGUAGAACAACAUAACACCCAAAAAGUUGACAUAAAUCAACCUUUACUUUCAUCACAGAAUGUAAAUCAACAAAAUUUUAGAACUUUAGAAAGAAAUGAUAAUCAUCUGUUGGGUAAUAAUGAGAAACAAGAAAUAAGAUUACCAUAUCCUUCCUCAUCAUUAACAAAUAAUGAAAUAAAAACAGUAUCUCCAAAUGUAACUUUUUAUCCUUUUAAUGAAAAGCCUUCUGAUUAUCAGCAAAAUUUAACGAGUAAAAUGAAAACUUCUUUAAUUGAUCCAAUGGCUAGUGUUGUUGAAAGUGCUCGGGUUCUACCUCCAAAACUUACAAAACAGAAUACAAUUGGUAAAAAUUUUUUUCAAGAUUCAAACAAUUUAUCUGACGUUAAAGGGAUAUUAAAUUCAAAUGUUACUAAUAGUGGAGUAGUAAACCAACCAUCAUUAUCAAAUUUAGAGACAAUGACAUUAGGAAGAAAAGACAUUAUCGGAAAUAGAAUGAUACCAAACACCAAUAAUUGUUUAAAGAAUUAUUCACAAAAUAUUGAGGAUACUAGUAGAAAUAUUAUAACAUCAGGUACUUCAUCAUCUAUUAAUCCAUUAGCAUCUUCAUCAAUAGGAAUAAGUAAAGGAAAUAUAUCAAAUGUAAUGGGGAAUUAUGGUGAAAAUGACUUAAAAGGAAUUAAUUAUAAAAGUAAUUCUUUACCAAGACGUCGUUUUCAAUUGUCACUUGAAAAAGGUGAUUACCAACCAUCAAUAAAUGAUAAUUUUGAUAAUGGAAACAUUACUAUGAGAAAUGUAAAAUGGAGAAAUGAUGUAGUUGGUGGAUUAUCUUUUGAAAGCAAAUUACCUCAAUUUGAAGAUAGGAGAGCUAAAAGUAUUGAUAUUUGUAAAAGUGAUAAUACUACUUUUGGAUAUGAUAUGAGAAAUAAAAUGCAAAAUUUUUCCUAUCUAACACCAGAAUCUGAUAAAAUGUACGGGUUAUCAAUAAAUAAAAAACUUGGUUCUUCAUUUACUAGUGGAAAAACAAUAAAUGAUAUAUUUUCUGCUAAAGAAUAUAGAAAUUGGGCUGGUGGUUCAUUAAUUGAUGGUCCAACAUAUAAAUCAAAUAUAUAUAAUCAAGAUAUUCAAUAUAUGAAUAAAAAUAUUGGAUAUAAUUUAUCUGGAUAUUCUAAAGUUGGUUCACAUAAUUCUCGUUGGUCAAUUGAUGAUGAUAGAAGACUUGGUUCUGUUUUUAGAUCAAAUUCUUUACCAGCAAAAUCAUUUUUAUUAAAUCUUAAUGGUGAUAAUUUAUCAUCACAAUUAAAUUUUUGUAAUAGAAAUGUAUCAUCAAAACAACCAUAUAUAUCAUCUCAAGUAAAUAUAUUUGAUAAUAAUACAAUAAAUAGGCAAAUAAAUGGUACAAAUAUAUUAGAUAGAUUACAUAUAUCUCCAAUUAUGAAUAGACGUGUACCAUUAAAACCUGCUGGACCUGGAAUUGAUAUAGAUUGUUCACCUACACAAAAAUCACUUAAUGGGAUGUUGCAAAUAUACAUCAUAGAAGGUAGAAAUCUUAAAGUGCCUGAUCAAUUACAAACAAAACAAAUGUAUGUUGUUUUAGAAAUAAAUAAUAUUCAUAGAGCAAGAACUGGAAUAAGUACUUAUGAACAAAAUUAUAGAUGGAAAGAAGGAUUUGAAAUUGAUAUAUAUAAUGCUCAUACAGUUAAUUUUUUUGUCUAUUCAUGGCAUCCACAAAUGAGACAUAAAUUAUGUUAUAAAGGAAAUAUUAAAUUAGUAGAUGCAUUAUUAAAUGGUCAAUUAAAUGGUGAAAGAUUAAUACAAUUAAAUUUAGAACCAUCAAAUCAAUUAAUGAUAAAAAUAAAUUAUAUAAAUAUAAAUAAUGUUUUUAGGAGGAUACCAAGUUUAAAUAAUAAUAGUUCAUUUGGUGUAUCAUUAAAACAACUUGUAACAAAACAUAAUUCAAAAACACCAAUUAUAUUAGGAAGAUUAAUACAAGAAAUUGAAACAAGAGGUGUUUCAACACCAGGAUUAUAUAUAUUAUGUGGAUCAAUUGAUAAAAAACGUAUUCUUCGUCAUGAAAUGGAAAGAUGUUUAGCAAAUCAAGUAUAUUGUGAUAUUGGUAUUGGAAAUGUUGCUGAUGUUAAUGUAUUAACAUGUUUAAUAAAAGAUUUUUUAAGAGAAUUACCAGAACCAUUGGUAUCAUCAAAUGUUUAUCAAAUGUUAAUGGAAGCAGAAACUGUUAUAUUACCAAGUGAUAAUGAAGGAAAUCAACAUUUAGUUUUAAAAAUUAUUGAUUGCCUUCCUAUGGCACAUAAAAAUACAUUAAUAUUAGUAUUGGAUCAUAUAAAAAAUGUUAUAAGUAGUAGUUAUCAAAUUAAUGUAACACAAAAUCAUAUUAUUGAAAUAUUUGGACCAUUAAUAUUUUGUACAUCAACACCUACUUCACUUGGAACAAUAGAUAUUCCACAAGCAUACUCUGCUUUUAAAUUACUACUUGAUAUAUGGCCAGGAGUUAGUACUUUAAAAUAUUUAAAUACAACCAACUCUUAUACACCUUAUAGUGUUAUGCCAACUUCUGAUCCUGUUUCGGAAUCGCAGUGUUAA